Messenger RNA from Oreochromis aureus, 6162 nucleotides. It is a transcript of the gene lrp8, whose product is annotated as low density lipoprotein receptor-related protein 8, apolipoprotein e receptor. The transcript has 19 exons. NCBI's taxonomy places the organism in Eukaryota, Metazoa, Chordata, Actinopteri, Cichliformes, Cichlidae. The record is from RefSeq and is a predicted model, not a curated record. Gene Ontology annotation, molecular function: calcium ion binding; protein binding. Bases 571 to 3504 code for a protein of 977 amino acids.
GAGAACCUGUCUGGGGUUUCCGUUGUUUCGUGGAGGUGGGCAACUUCCUCUUGCUUGUAACAUUUCCUGAAUUUUGGCUACAUUUUUAAGCUUUUGGCUAGCUUACCGGCAUAUAUAUCAUUCCAGCUAACUCAAGAUGAGGAAGUCAGAACUAUUUAUUUAGUAGUUUACUUUCGGUUUGCAACUAAAGUGCUCAAUAGGAAAUAAAAAAAAUGACUGUGACUCAGCUCUUUCUGCAGAUGUGUCUCCUUUGGCUAGCAGCCAACCACGUAGUUUUUUGUUUUUUUUCCCUACCUACUACUUUAACCGCAGGCACCAUCACACGCUGAAAGUAUCCCGCCCAUAAGCGUCACUGAUUCAAAUUGCAGCCGAGGCAGAGGGAGAGAAAGCAGCAAGCCGGGCUGAGCACACUCACACACUCCGAGCAGACAGGCUGGCAGAGCAGCACGGAGCGAGUCACUCGCUGGAGAUUCUUCACACUGUCUUUUUUUUUUUUUUUUUUUUUUUGGGUGGGUGGGGAGGAAAUUUUACUUACAUGCGGACAACCGCGGAGCCCCCCAGGAUCUAACGAUGUGGACAGAGGUCGGAAAGCUCGUGCUAUUACAUCUGUUACUCCUGGAGCUCCAUUGCGCUAAAGGAACUCACACACAGUCAGAGUGUGAGACCGGGCAGUUUCAAUGCAAGAGCGGAGCGUGCAUCCCGAUCGUGUGGAGAUGUGAUGGAGAUGAUGACUGCACCGACAGCAGCGACGAGGAAAAUUGUCCAAAGACGACGUGCGCAGCCACAGAUUUCACCUGUAAGAAUGGACAGUGUCUUCCUGCUAGGUGGCGCUGUGAUGGAGAAGUAGAGUGCGCAGACGGUUCAGAUGAAGCCGAUUCAAUCUGCAGCCGACAGACCUGUCCUCCGGAGAAGUUUGAUUGCGGAGGGGCUGCCAGCAAAUGUGUUUCAUUGUCAUGGCGAUGUGACGGAGAGAGGGACUGUGAGAACGGGGCAGAUGAGGAGCAGUGCGCCGCGGAUGCCAAGGCCUGCCCCUCCAAAGACUUCCAGUGUCGUAACGGGAAAUGUGUGGCACCGAUCUUUGUGUGCGACGGAGACGACGACUGCGGGGACGCCAGCGAUGAGGAGAAAUGUUCGGCUCCCACCUGCGGGCAGCAUGAGUUCCGCUGCAACGACUCGGAGUGCAUCCCCGCCCUGUGGAGCUGUGACGGCGACCCAGACUGCAAGGACAAGUCAGACGAGUCCAUGGAGCGCUGCAGCCGGAGGACGGAGCCCCAGAAACCCCGCUGCCUGGUGACCGAGUUCCAGUGCGGGAGCGGCGAGUGUGUCCAUUUGAACUGGAAGUGUGACGGCGAGGCAGACUGCAAGGAUAAAUCAGAUGAAGCAAACUGUCCACUGCUUACGUGCAGACCUGAUGAGUUCCAGUGUGGCGAUGGCUCCUGUAUUCAUGGCACCAAGCAGUGUAACAAAGUUCACGACUGUCCGGACUACAGUGAUGAAGCAGGUUGUGUCAACGUUACAAAAUGUGACGGGCCCAAAAAGUUCCGCUGUAAGAACGGGGAGUGUAUCGAUAGCAGCAAGGUGUGCGAUAACGUGAAAGACUGCAAGGACUGGUCAGAUGAACCUGUGAAGGAGUGUGGCCUGAAUGAGUGCGCAGACAACAACGGUGGCUGCUCCCACAUCUGCAAGGACCAGAGAAUUGGUUAUGAGUGUGACUGCCCCUCUGGCUACAAACUCCUGGAUAAAAAGACCUGUGGAGACAUAGACGAAUGUGAGAACCCAGAUGCCUGCAGUCAGAUCUGCAUCAACUACAAAGGAGACUACAAGUGCGAGUGCUAUGAAGGUUAUGAGAUGGACCCUGCCUCUAAGACCUGCAAAGCCGUAGGAAAGAGUCCGUACCUGCUGUUCACUAACCGUCAUGAAAUCCGUCGUAUUCACCUGCUGAAGAGUGAGUACACACAAGUGGUUCCUACACUGAAGAAUGCCGUGGCCCUGGACGUGGACGUGUCCACCAACAAGAUGUUCUGGUGUGAUCUGUAUCAUCAGAAAAUAUAUAGCGCUUACAUCAACAAGGCCAGUGACUCAUCACAGCAGGUGACACUCAUCGAUUCGCUCCACUCCCCUGAGGGCCUUGCUGUCGACUGGGUCCACAAGAACAUCUACUGGACGGACUCAGGCAAUAAGAGCAUAUCUGUCGCUACGGGAGAUGGCAGGAAAAGGAAAAUGCUCAUAACCACUGAGCUGAACGAGCCACGAGCUAUCGCUGUGGAUCCGCACCAAGGGUUUAUGUACUGGUCAGACUGGGGUGGUCAGGCCAAAAUUGAGAAGGCUGGGAUGAAUGGAGUGGAUAGACAAAUUCUGGUGUCUGAACACAUUGAAUGGCCCAAUGGAAUAACUCUAGACUUGUCCAACAGACGACUUUAUUGGGUGGACUCCAAGCUGCACCUGCUGUCCAGCGUGGAUUUCAAUGGUGACAACCGCAAAGUGCUGCUGUCCUCGCAUCACCACCUGGGCCACCCCUUUGCACUCACUGUCUUUGAGGAUCGCGUGUAUUGGACAGACUUGGAAGAUGAAGCGAUAUACAGCGCCAACCGACUGACAGGACACGAUGUGUCCAAGGUCGCAGAGGACCUUAACAACCCCCUGGACCUGGUGGUGUUUCAUGAACAGAGGCAGCCCAAGGGUCCUGAUACCUGUAAUAUGGGCACACUGCCUAAUGGUGGCUGCGAGUACCUCUGCCUGAAGGCGCCUCAGAUCACAGACCACUCCCCCAAGUACACCUGCGCCUGUCCUGACGGCAUGGAGCUAGGACCAGACAUGAGACGCUGCGCCAUCAUUCGAUCCCGUCCAACCACGACAGCUGCCCCCACCACAACCACAACUUCCACGACGACCACCACAACAAGCACAACAACAACAACUCCCACAACCGUUGCCACAACCACGACGCCCACUACCACCACCACCAGCACCACCUCUGCUACUACCACAUUACCACCCACAGCCAAGACUACAACACCAGCCCCUCCUCAGACCACCAGGAGCGGCAGAAUCACAGAGCACCCUCGGACUCCCGCCGCUACCAGUACAGAGACGACCAGUUUGAGCAGCACUAGUCAGAAGUCCACGUCCACGCACACACCCUUAUUGGCCGCCGUGGCUCCCAACAGCAUUCAGAAAGAGAGCAAUGCCAACCUCUCCCACAGAGCUGCAAGUGAUCACUACCUCAUAGGUAACAACAUCACAGUAGCUGUUCUGGGGAUAGUCAUUCCUAUCGUCCCUAUCCUUGCCACAGUGGUCAUCGGAUUGCUCUGCACCGGCGGAUACCUGGUCUGGCGCAACUGGCGGCGCAAGAACACCAAGAGCAUGAACUUUGACAACCCGGUGUACCGCAAAACCACAGAGGACGACGACGACGAAAUCCACAUCGGGCGUCACAGCGAGUCCAUCGGUCACGUCUACCCAGCACGCGUGGCACUCAGUCUGGAGGAUGAUGGCUAUCCCUGAGGGAGGAGGGGAUGCAGCCUGCACCCCUCCGCUCCCAUCCUGGCCCCCUCCUCUCACCACAGCCUCUAGACCACUACAAUGAGGCCAGUACAACGCAGAGGAGAAAAGAAAAGGAGACCUCAUUUUGCCUCCCCGUUUUUAAGGAGCAGGGAUGACAUGUACACCUGUUAAAUCCCCCCUCCAUCUCCUACCGUCUCCACUGGAGUAACACUACUACCAUUAUUAGCUACUACUACUACUAUUAGUUUAGUAGCCUCUACUCCACUCCUCUCUUCUCUCUGCCUCUUGUUAGCACCAGUGCUGCUCAAAAUGCUGCUUGAUGAUGAUAUUGUCCAUACUAACCUCAUUCAGCUGUCUCAGUGCACUUUGUAAAUAGAAGGAUUUCUGGCCGCCAUGCAAGCAGGAGAAGGCGGCAUGCAUAAUUUUAAAUUCCUCGUGCUUUCACUCUAUUUAUUUCUGUUGCGUUUGCUGUUGUAAAUAUGUGACCAGCACCUCUCAGUGCACUGCACGAAAGACGAGUUUGGAAGGAUGGUGCGGUACAGUGGCAAGCAAGGACGUUGUAUUUCUUCAUUGUCAUGUAAGGAGACCUUUUUUUAAGGGGUUUGUUGCAGGGGGGUGUCAUCCUUUUUCACACCUAGUCACUCAGAUUUGCCCCUUUCACUUACUGUAAAGCUAAAUACAGCCAAGGAGAGGAAAACUGAUGGGGUCGUCUCUACAUUUAGAGGUGAUUUGGGGGGUAAAGGAGACUUUUUUUUUUCUUUUUCUUUUUUUCCUUUAGGGGGAGUUGGAGUAUUUGUGACACCAGAGGGUAGUGCCUCAAGGCUGAAAGCAGCAGGGUAGAAAAGGCAAAGGAUUAUGGGUAAUCCCCUCUCCUCUGCCAUCAGAGGUGUGCAUACAGUCAAUAAUGAACUUGGGAUUGUUUUCCUGUUUGCACUGAGUAGCAGGAAUCCCACAUGUGUUUCUGAGUCUUCAUUUGCAUCUGCCAGCGUCAAUAUUCUAGCAGCAAGAACAUAUUCUUUUGAAUUGCUGCAGGGAAUUUAAUUGGAUGUUAAAUAGUUGUUUAGUGAUCGGAUUUAAAAACAUGUAAGUGCAUGCUGCACUUGCUGUAUAGGAAUCCUGGAGGAAAUGAAGAGUGAGAUGACAAGCUCAUCACAGCAAGAAAACACAGAGGUCUUUGACUUUGAGUGACCCCAUAAACAUCAGUCCCAGCUGGGGGUUUUUUUGUUUGUUUGUUUUUUGGGGUGGGGUGGGGUGGGGAGGCACCUUUACUCCCCCUUUUUAACAGUGCAGCUGUGUGUUUUCUGGAUGUGAUGCUGUAUUUCUUAUGUCUGUCACUGUCACCGUCUCUGUGCGGUGCGCAGAUGAGUAACACACCGAGGCCGACUGAGCUGAGCGCCGAUUUGAAAAAUGGGACCUGAUCUUCCUUGGCUUGCUUCAAACCAGCUUCCAGCCUAUUGAAUCAGUUGCGAUUCAUGCCAAUGAAUAUUGCAAUAAUUGCUCGUCUUGUGCUGGAAUAGCGAAUCACUGGAGGCCGCGAUGACAGAAUAGCAGAGCUGUUACAAGUAGUCGAGGCAAAAUGCCAGCGUUCUUAUUCAGGACAUUAUUUAGUGUCCUAAUUGAAAAUUUGACACUUUUAAGCACAGUUAAAACACAUUAUAUACUCUGUAAGGCAGUUUUGGAUGGUCUAAACUAUAAAUACAUAAAACACUGGUCUUCCAUUCUUGCCUAAUGAAUCUGAUCAAUGCUGCAUUUAAGAUCCUACAUAUUGGACUAGUAAAUCCAAUAUGACUAAAUAACACACACACACACACAAAAGUUCCCAAUGCAAAUGUUAAAGUCUUCCAUCCUAGACUCAUUACGGUCUCAGAUUAUGUAUUCAUGCAACAGUUGAUUAAUGACUGUUAUUAUUCAUGGAUUUCACUAUUUCUUGGAAGGCUCGGCUUCAGCGUAGAAGCUCAGAUAACCACGAGGGAGGAACAGAAAGGCAAGGAAAACAAAGAUGAAAGGUGGUGUAGGGCUUGACUGCCAGAAUUUAUACGCCGCCAUAUGUGAGCAGGUUUGUACUUGGAAGAUGAACGGUGGGUCGUUUGUUUUCCCCGAUUUCUGCCAGUGUUGGCGUCGCCGUAUUCUGACAGUCGCUCCUCUCGCCUCUCUCAAAAGGAUGGCACUCUCUCCUCUCAGUUUAUGAAGCACAGUGGGUGAUUUGUAUGAACUGUGUGUGACAAGUAGCAAGUUAGACAGGUAAAUUGUAGUCCUCUCCAGCAGCGCGCUCCCCCUACAUCUAUCUAACGGAGGAGGAUCGAGCGCAAGGGGGAGGCCAUCUCCCUUCAUCUUCACCUUGUACAGAUGAAGCAAAAUGUAAUGCACUGCACAGUGGGGAAGAUUGGGACUCCGCUCAGCACGACGUUAGACUGGUUUGUUAGUUUCCUCCAAUGACUGCCUUUUAGGCCUUUAAGGAUUGACAUAUAUUAAACAUGAUUAAACACUGAAAACAAUGAUGUAUAUUAGCCACUGGAGUUUUUAUGCGUAUAGGAUCAGGAAAAAAAUAUCCAGUUCCCAAAGGAGAGAUUAGGUAGUGAUGGAAAAAUCUGGAUGUAAAGAUAUCUUUGUGAAUUUAAGAUUAAAUAAAUCACAGCUCCCUGAGCUGAGUCAGCUCUG